This is a messenger RNA of Cajanus cajan (pigeon pea), 2636 nucleotides long. Its product is annotated as BEL1-like homeodomain protein 9. Lineage: Eukaryota; Viridiplantae; Streptophyta; Magnoliopsida; Fabales; Fabaceae. Gene Ontology annotation, molecular function: DNA binding. The record is from RefSeq and is a predicted model, not a curated record. Gene Ontology annotation, biological process: regulation of DNA-templated transcription.
GGAAAUAGCCGGUUUUUCUCGAGCCCCAAGGUGUAUCAUGAGCACCUUCUCUUUGGAGUUUCAAGAAAAAGAAAGAGACUGGAGAAGCCACAGUUACUUGUAGAAAACACUGCACACAGAGAGAGAAAAGAAAAGAAAGACAAAUAAAUAAAUAAAACACUGUGUUGCUUGUGUGCGAGUGAGUGUGUGAGUUUGUGUGCAGUGGUUUCAGAUGCGUGUGGAGACCAAACCCCAUUCCACACCCCAAUUUCUCAAAUCAGUUCACUUCACGUAUCUCUGUGACAAACUGCGCCACUUUCGCUGCUGCAUAAGAUCAUGAUAAUUAUUAUAUCCUUUCCUUUCACAGUCACCAUCACUUCCACUAUUCUUCUCUGCAACUUCCGUCACCUCUUCUGCUCCACUCUCUUUCUCUCUUCUCCUCCUUCAUCAUCAACUAUAACCCUUCUCUUUUUAACUCUCUUCUCUUCACUAUGGCUGAGGGCUUCGAGCAUUACCAUGUCCCACAACAAAGUAGAAGGGACAAGCUGAGAGUUUUUCCUCAGAGCCAACCUGGUUUCGUUGAAUCCUCCACUACCCUUCACCCCACUUGUCCAACUUUGCCCUCUCUCUACGACCCUUCACUUAUUCCCUCUGAUUUGCUAGCUUGUGGCACCCCACAAGGCCACGCUACAAAGGAAGAAGGUUCCAAUUUGAUGAUGGGGUUUGCGGAAGGAGGGGUUGUGAAUGGUGACGCAAUUCAGUUUAUUAACAGUGGUAGCAGCAACAACCCUUUUCUCUACCACCUUCAGAACCUUAGGGAGUUUGGUGAUAGCUACAAUGAUGGGAGUGAGAUGAUGGUGUUUAAGCCCGAGCCUUUGGCUUUGUCUUUGUCUUCUCACAGUAGCAACACUCACCACCCUUUGGAACUUAAUCUUCAGCGAUAUGGGGGUGUUGUUUAUGGCGAUAAGGGUGGUGGUGGUGGUGGUUGUGUAGUUCCGGGUUUGGUUGGCGGGAACUGUGAGGUUUUGAGGAAUUCAGUUCCACUUGGACCCUUCACGGGUUAUGCUUCGAUAUUGAAGGGAUCGAGGUUCUUGAAGCCUGCACAUCAAUUAUUGGAAGAGUUAUGUGAUGUUGGGGUUCGUGGGGUUUACGCUACCGAGAAGAUUAUUGCUCCUGAUGCAUCGUUGAUGGAACCUACUCAUGAGGGUUUAAGUGCUAGUGGAAUUGGUGGGGAUGAUCCACUCGGAGAAUAUGGGAAUGAGGGCAAGAAGAAGUGUAGAUUAUUAACCAUGCUUGACGAGGUUUGCAGGAGGUACAGGCAGUAUUACCAACAGAUGCAUGCAGUAAUAACAUCAUUUGAGUAUGUUGCUGGCCUUGGUAAUGCAGCCCCAUAUGCAAGUUUGGCUAUAAAUGCCAUGUCCAAACAUUUUAGAUGCUUGAAGAAUGCUAUUACUGACCAGCUGCAGUUCAUCAACAAGGCUCCUUUUCAGAUAAGCAACAGGAAGGAUGAAUCUCCAAGGUUUCACAACAGCGAUAGGGGCACUUACAGCCAAAGGCCAGGGUUUCUUGAGCACCAACAACCAGUUUGGCGACCUCAACGAGGACUCCCCGAGCGUGCCGUUAGUGUUCUCAGGGCCUGGUUGUUUGAACACUUUCUUCACCCUUAUCCAACUGAUACCGACAAGCUAAUGUUGGCUAAACAAACUGGUCUAUCUCGCAACCAGGUGUCUAAUUGGUUUAUUAAUGCAAGAGUGAGGCUUUGGAAACCCAUGGUGGAAGAAAUACACACGCUAGAAUCACAGCAAGGUCAAAAACGGCCACAUAGGGAAGAACAAAGUAGGAAAAACUUGAAUGAUCAUUUACCUUCAGACAACUCUCUUGUUACCGAGAAUCCAUCUGCAUGCAUGGAAAAGUUUCAUGAUGAUGGCCCUUACAAACACCCUAGGAAUGAACUUGCAAAUAUUCAAGUGAGGAAUAAUCAGGAGCAACUGAAUCAGAGUAACACAAGCAAUCAGCUAGUGGGUGUUGGAGUGAGCAAUAAUGGUGUGUCUCUCACACUUGGACUUCACCAAAAUCAUGGUAUUGGGUUGUCUGAGCCAUUCAGCAUGAGUGCAGCUCAGCGAUUUGGUGUUGCCCUUCAGCAUGAGGGCUAUGCUAUAAGUGGUUUUGAAUCACAUAAUCGACAUUUUGCAGGACAACUGUUGCAUGAUUUUGUAGGCUGAAGAUAUCUUCAAUCUACUAACCUUGUUGCUUGGACUUCAUUUAAUUUGGUAUUAUAUUAUACUAACCAUAUUUCUGUUGCUUUAAUCAACCAACAGAAGUUAGGAAAAGGAAAGUGAUUGAAAUAUUGGCCUUCAAUGGUACUGCUACUAAGUUUGUGAUGAUUAACUGGUGUUAUUAUUAAGCCCUCAAGAAGUUCAAGACUGUAAAGUUAUUGUAAAUUCAUUUUAAGGGGAAAAAAUAUUGUCAUAGGUCUAUCCAAUUCACCCUUGUGUUGUUGGCCUUUGUCAGCAGCAUAAAGCUAAAUAUUUUUACCCUUUUUGUAAUGUUGAUCAAUCCAGCAAAACGGAUUUCAAUAUGUGAUAGUUGAAUCUUGUGGACAAGGUUAAAUAUAUAUUUCCCUUUCUGGAAUGCUCAAGGACUAGUGGUAUCCAAUA